GGAAGAUGGACAUUGAAGCGAUAUACGCGAAUUGAACUGACCCUACGAUUCUUGAAAUUUAAUAUAUGAUGACCACGUUGAUUUCAUCACUGAUUGCAAUUUAUAACGUAAUUUACGAAUGAUCGCGCACAAGCUUCAUAUGUAUUUUUUUAUGUCACUUCUUCCCGCCAACUGUUAAGUGUCAACUCGUUUGGUAGUCAUUUGUGAAGUUUGUUUAUUCCGUUUGACUCUUGAGAUUUGUCGAUUUAAAGUGAGAAAUGUCGUUUGAACCACGUUCUAUUAUUAAUGGAAAGCUGCUUCGAGAGUUCAUGGGAAAGAAUGUAAGUGUAAUGGUGAAAAUAGAAGGUGACUACACCGGGCAAAUUAUCAAAGCGAAAACCACCGACCAAGUCCCAGUGCGCAUAAGCCUUUCGGAGCCGAUUGGUGGGAACCCCACUGAUUGGGUGGAAGUGAUUGGUGUGGUUAGUGGAGCUGAUAUGCUCCGCGCAAAGGAGGUUAUCAUGUUUGAAGAGAGUAACCAGGAGUUCGAUUCGGAGAGCCACAACAUGCUGGUUAAUAUAAUGAAUAAUACUAGAGAUUUCUAUGCGACCGGAUAAGUUUGCCAAUAAAAGUAUAACUAAAGCUUA
Molecule: messenger RNA, 626 nt
Organism: Hermetia illucens (black soldier fly)
Lineage: Eukaryota; Metazoa; Arthropoda; Insecta; Diptera; Stratiomyidae
Gene: RPA3
Exons: 2
Coding region: 258-596 (112 amino acids)
Biological process (GO): DNA replication; mismatch repair; double-strand break repair via homologous recombination
Cellular component (GO): DNA replication factor A complex; nucleus; site of double-strand break
Molecular function (GO): single-stranded DNA binding; damaged DNA binding
Source: RefSeq, a predicted model, not a curated record